GUAACCUCCAAACUCUAUCACUCUCAUUUUCAUUUAUCACCUUAACUUUUCUCUCUUAUUUUUGCUCUAUCUUUUUUUCCUACUUAAAUUUUUUAGAGAUAAACAUAUUUAUUUGUGUUGGGGGAAAAAAAAAGAAGCAAUGGCAAUGAAGCUUUUGUGUACCAUUUUCAUCUUUGUUAUGUUCCUCCACUUUUCUCCAGCAGAAAAUCAUCCAACCCAUACUCAUGAAGUUGCUCCAAGUCCAAGCCCACAAUCCUCAAAUAGUACAAACAAUCUGCCUUCGUAUGGCUACACCCCAGGAAGCCUCCAGCCUCAAGAAUGUGGACCGAGAUGCUCAUAUAGGUGUUCAAAUACGCAAUACAAGAAGCCAUGUUUGUUUUUCUGUAACAAAUGUUGUGCAAAGUGUUUGUGUGUUCCUACUGGUACUUACGGCAACAAGCAAUCUUGCCCUUGCUACAACAAUUGGAAGACCAAGAGGGGUGGUCCCAAAUGCCCUUAAUCUUUAACUAUUUUUAAUUCUUAUUACAAAUCUUACAACUUUUGUGUACGUACUUACCAUUUUAAUACGUUCUUUCGUGUUAUUUCUCCCUGUCUUUCUCAAUUUCUAUUUUGUAAUACCAAAAAUACUUAUUGUUAGUAAUAAUAUAUAAUAUAAUACAAUAUAAUGUAAUGUGGUAUAAUAUA
Molecule: messenger RNA, 684 nt
Organism: Chenopodium quinoa (quinoa)
Lineage: Eukaryota; Viridiplantae; Streptophyta; Magnoliopsida; Caryophyllales; Amaranthaceae
Product: protein GAST1-like
Exons: 4
Coding region: 140-499 (119 amino acids)
Source: RefSeq, a predicted model, not a curated record